Molecule: messenger RNA, 5408 nt
Organism: Poecilia latipinna (sailfin molly)
Lineage: Eukaryota; Metazoa; Chordata; Actinopteri; Cyprinodontiformes; Poeciliidae
Gene: cdh11
Product: cadherin 11, type 2, OB-cadherin (osteoblast)
Exons: 16
Coding region: 272-2731 (819 amino acids)
Biological process (GO): multicellular organism development; adherens junction organization; calcium-dependent cell-cell adhesion
Cellular component (GO): adherens junction; plasma membrane; catenin complex
Molecular function (GO): beta-catenin binding; calcium ion binding; cadherin binding
Source: RefSeq, a predicted model, not a curated record
AACAGGUUUCCUCCCUGUCUGUGUUUCUCUCAGGCAGUUCUGUGAAGAGAGCUCGUCUUCCUCAGCAAACACUGAUGAAUUAAAGGCCCUCUGAAGACAGAAGUGACAAGUUGGAAGAAGAGCUCCAACCCAGCAAAUGAACAAGGAGACUCUUGAUCGACGUUUCGCUCAGAAAACAAAUCAGGGUUCGGCCUCGGUGGGAGCGGAGCUCCACUGAGAGGAAGCAGAGAGUCGGAGAGAGCCGAGCGCAUAGUCCCAUUGGUUAGGCAAGAUGGCGGUGCUGAUAGCAAAGCGGCAGGGCUUCGGGCUGCUGAGGGUCCUCCUGGUGCUGCUGGGAGUUUCAGUGCUCUGCAGUGUUGCGUUAGGAACCAGGAAAGGACAUGCUACGCUGGACCACAGGAGCCACAGACACAGGCAUCCAGGUCACUUAUCGCUGCACAGACAUAGACAGAGGACAGGGAAGGAAGGCCAGGUACUGCACCGGUCCAAACGAGGAUGGGUUUGGAAUCAGUUCUUUGUCAUUGAGGAAUACACCGGACCUGACCCGGUGUUGGUGGGGAGGCUUCACUCAGAUGUGGACAAAGGCGACGGUACCAUCAAAUACAUCCUGUCCGGUGAAGGCGCAGGAACGAUAUUUGUCAUUGACGACAAGACGGGCAACAUCCAUGCCACGAAAACGCUGGACCGCGAGGAGCAGGCCCAGUACACCCUGACAGCACAGGCAGUGGCCCGGGACACCAAUGAGCCACUGGAACCUCCAUCGGAGUUCAUAGUGAAAGUUCAGGAUAUCAACGAUAAUCCGCCAGAGUUCCUGCAUGGACCGUACUACGCCAGGGUGCCUGAGAUGUCCAAUGUUGGUACGUCGGUGAUGCAGGUGACGGCUACAGACGCCGAUGACCCCACCUAUGGCAACAGCGCCAGGCUGGUGUACAGCAUUCUGCAAGGACAGCCGUACUUUUCUGUGGAGCCUCAAACAGGUAUAAUCCGCACUGCCUUGCCAAACAUGGACCGUGAGGCACGGCAGGAAUACGACGUCGUCAUCCAGGCCAAAGAUAUGGGCGGCCACAUGGGGGGGCUGUCAGGGACCACCGAGGUCAAAAUCACCCUCACAGAUGUUAACGACAACCCUCCAAAGUUCCCACAGAGUGUGUAUACCAUGUCUGUGUCAGAGGACAAGGUGGCAGGAGAGGAGGUGGGCCGUCUUAAGGCCAAAGACCCUGACAUGGGAGACAACGGACUUGUGAACUAUCGCCUCAUAGAUGGAGAUGGGAUGAGCAUGUUUGAGCUGUCCACCAACUCAGAGACCAGAGAGGCAGUUAUCAAACUGAAGAAGCAAGUGGACUUUGAGACAAAGAGGUCCUACACAUUGAAGGUGGAGGGGUCCAAUCCACACAUAGACCCUCGAUUUCUCGCUUGGGGACCUUACAAGGAUGAAGCCACAAUCAAGAUAUCGGUGGAGGACGCAGAUGAGCCUCCCGUUUUCAUAGCCUCUAGUUACACUUUCGAGGUGGAGGAGAACGCGCCUCGAGGCACCCCGGUGGGACGGGUUCACGCCAAGGACACGGAUGUUGCCAACAAUCCUGUCAGAUAUAUGAUUCCUCGGUACACGGAUGUCGAUCAGUUCUUCAGCAUCUCAGAAGACGGAAUGAUCAUCACGAACAGACCGCUGGACCGAGAAACACAACCCUGGCACAACAUUUCAGUUUCAGCUACAGAGAUUGGCGGUCACCACCAAGACACCAAAGUGAGAGUUAACAUCAAAGUGAAAGACGUCAACGACAAUUCCCCAGAGUUUGCCACAAACAACGAAGUCCACAUGUGUGAAAAUGUGGCGCCAGGGAAGGUUAUCGAAACAGUCAGCGCUGUGGACAAAGACGAGAUGGCUCACCGGCAACACUUCACUUUCAGCCUUGCUCCCGAAGUCGCCCACAACCAGAACUUCUCACUCAAAGACAACAGAGACAGCACAGCCAGCAUCUAUGUGCUCCGCAAAGGCUUCAGCCGUCUGACCCAGGAUGUCUACUACCUUCCCAUUGAAAUAAACGACAAUGGCUUCCCCUCCAUGAGCAGCACCAACACCCUGACCAUCAGAGUCUGCUCCUGCGACAGCAAAGACUCCAUCCUCUCCUGUAACGUGGAGCCCUAUGUCCUGCCUGCUGGCCUCAGCACCGGUGCUCUGAUUGCAAUUCUAGCCUGCAUUGUCAUUUUGCUCGCCAUUGUGGUUCUGUUUGUCGCACUGAGGCGUCAGAAGAAGGAGCCACUGAUAGUGUUUGAGGAGGAGGACAUCAGAGAGAAUAUCAUUACAUAUGAUGACGAAGGAGGCGGUGAGGAAGAUACAGAGGCCUUCGACAUCGCGACACUGCAGAACCCAGACGGUGCCAACGGUUUCCUGCCAAGGAAAGACAUCAAACCGGAACUCCAGUACCCCAUCAGGCCUGGAGUGGGUCGCCCAGCACCCAACAGCGUCGAUGUGGAUGACUUCAUCAAGACUCGGAUCGCGGAGGCCGAUGGCGACCCCACGGCGCCGCCCUACGACUCCAUCCAGAUCUACGGCUACGAGGGCAGGGGAUCGCUGGCCGGUUCGCUGAGCUCACUCGAGUCGGUCACGACGGAGUCCGACUUGGAUUAUGACUAUCUGCAGAGCUGGGGGCCGAGGUUCAGGAAGCUAGCCGAUCUGUACGGGACAAAAGACUGCUCGGUUCUCGACGAGGACGACGGCGAGGACUCUUAACAGCGGUCUUUCCGGUGGAGGACAACCCCCUGAUUUCAGAUUCAUUGAUUCCAUGAGGAUGCGCUGACUGAGGGUUCAUUCACGUUCCAGUUAUAACCAACUAGUUCAUGCCAAUCUAAACAUUAACAGCUCCUCCCUUCCGCAUGGCGGUUCCCCCAGGAUGGUUGGGUAGAGGGACGCUGACUUGAACCGCUGCCCUUUCUUUUUCUUAAAUCUCUUCUGUAUCUUCUAUUGUUCAUUUUUUCCACUGUUUCUAUAGACUUGAGCUUUGCAGGGCUGAGAGUUCUGUCACCAGUUUGUCUGUUUAAGAGAAAAUUUGAUGGGAACCAUGUUAGUGUACCAUGUUGGAUAUAGCAUAUACUUCUGUGGACUAGAUUCAUGUACUUCCUCACAGGUGGCAGCCAGGGAGAUAUUUUAUUCUCUUAACAGCUCCCUUAGCUGCGGGGCAUAUUGCAUUCUGUUUCUCUCUUAAAGCAGACGAGGAAGAGCAAGAAAAAAAUGUGUGUUAUGGGGUCUGACAACAGUCUGCAACCAGAUGAAAUCUGAAGAAGUUUAACAUGCUGUUCUGUCGGCCGAAAGCAGCAGGUACCACAGAUCAGAUGAGUUGACCGACUCCGGGUUGUUGAUACUCUGAAGAUGAGCAGAGCAUCUUCACAGUAUGGUGGCCUUAUAAUAAUUCAACAACAACUCCAGGGGUUAGCACACACGAAAACCAGAGACUGAAGAUCGAGACCACUAGCUUUGGUAGCUGCACCAACACGUGGGCUGUAGGAGUAUCCGUGAUAGUGCUUCACAAGUAUCACCCAUUUUUUUCUACUCCCAAACAGAAAUGAACUGAAAAAGUAUCUCCAUUUCCAAACUGUGGAUUUUUUUUCCCUUAGUGAUUGAGUCUUCUCUAAGAAGAGAAGACGUUUCUAUUCCACAGACCUGAUUUGUCCAAACUCCUGCCAUCAGCAAUCGUUUCCCAUUUUGACCUGAGCAGACCAACGAAUGAUCACCGCCAUAUUCCCAGUCCACCAGUGAUGACGAUGGGUAAAAAUCUGUGAGCUCUAAAAAUCGCCUUAAACUUAAACAGAAACUCUUGCAACCCAGUGCAUUCUCUCUUUUUUUCCCUUUUUUAAGUUCUUUUUUUUUUACUUGAAGAGUAUAUUCAGAAAGCAAACUCUUCUGCUUGUUUAGUGUGUACAGAGCAACAUGCGGACAUAUGACGAAUCACUCUGAGGGUACAACCUGCGCCUCGGCCGCUCUUAAACAAGGAUGUGCUGUUGAUUUGUUAGCCCAGCAAAGUAAAUGUAAACUUUUUCACCCCCUCCACAUUCCUAGGUAUAGUGGCUGUUGAAAGUUAACACACCUCUAGUAAAAUGUCGUGCUCUUGUGGUGUUAAAAAAAAUUUGACCUUUAUUAUUGAACCCUUAGAAUCCAACUAAAAACAAGGUGUGAAUAAGUGGGUACAGCCUUAAGCUUAUACUCAGUUGAACCAACUUUUGAUUGAAUUUCACCAUUUAGAAUUCUUUGGUAUGAUUUUAUCAGAAAACCACAUUUUGUUUUCACAACAUUUUCUCUCUCUACUUUGGAAAACUUUCCAAAUCGCAGAAAUUCUAAGAACUUUCUUGUCCACAAAAGGUGAGGGCUGUCAAAUUUAAGCUGAAGUAAAAUUUUACAUAAUGGCUAAUAACCAUGGUGUGCUUUGGUUUAUCACUAAUGUCUUUGUUUUUUCCUGUCUUCUCCUCACUGAUACCUUUGCCUAAUUAGAUACUUCUUUUUCUGUAAGAUCUUUGUAAAACUUACCUAAAAUAUGCUAAUUAGCAAAUGUCAGGAAGAUUUAGCAAAGUCUCAUUGUGUGCAUCACAGAAAUCUGGCACUUUAACGGGGGUGUGAACACUUCCAGAGCAGUAGUGUGUUGCCUGCAACAUGUGUUGCAUCAACAUGUGUUGAUUUUAAGCAUAAAUUGUGGGGCAGGAGGGGGUGACGGAAUCCUGGAAAGGUUGACACCCGAACAUCCUUUUUAAGAGUGUGUGUUUUUGUUCACCUUCUUUUUAAUGUUAUAUUAUUAUUACUGUUGUUUUCUAUUAUUAUUGUUAUUGUUACCAUCAUUAUUAUUACAGUAAGAGUUACUUCAUUGGCUGCAGCUACAAAGAAACAAACUGAUGUUUAACUGUAUGCAGACGACACUUGAGUGUUCUUACUGUUUAAUUAACUCACACCAAAUAAAAGAUCAUUUGUUUUUCUUUUCUUUGGAAAGUUGUAAGAAAUUCCCUGCCUAAAGUUAAAUAUCAACUUUGAUUAUUAUCAUUCUUUGCCUGCGCAGACACAUUUUCUUCCUUUCUUAUUUUAUUCUUUGUAUUUCACAUCGUUCAUUCCAUUAUUUUGCAUUUCUUGGUUCUUUCUCCCUGUUCCUGAGGAAAAACUAGCAAUCUGUGUUUGUUGCAGUGAGAGAACGCCUCCUUUUUAAUUCUCUGUCAAGUUUUAUGGUACAGAUUUGUACAAUUUUAAAAGUUAUUAUUUUAGUAUACAUGCAGAAUAUUCCAGUAUUACAACAAAAACAUGUUAAGAAGAUUUAAAAAAAAAAGUUACAUCACACUUAUAUUUUCAGAACAUUGUAUUGUUGCUUUACUAUGUGCUUCAAUCUGAGAAGCAGAAAAAAAAUUUGAAAUAAAUGCUCUUUUUAUAACAUUUU